Molecule: messenger RNA, 3020 nt
Organism: Sardina pilchardus (European sardine)
Lineage: Eukaryota; Metazoa; Chordata; Actinopteri; Clupeiformes; Clupeidae
Gene: sox11a
Product: SRY-box transcription factor 11a
Exons: 1
Coding region: 124-1200 (358 amino acids)
Biological process (GO): anatomical structure morphogenesis; positive regulation of transcription by RNA polymerase II; negative regulation of transcription by RNA polymerase II
Molecular function (GO): DNA-binding transcription activator activity, RNA polymerase II-specific; RNA polymerase II cis-regulatory region sequence-specific DNA binding
Source: RefSeq, a predicted model, not a curated record
UAAGAGUGGAGAGCUUGAGAUACGCUGUGAAAGGACGCAAAGGUGAAAUACUAGUAAGAGACCCCUCGCAGUGCGCUGACAGACACUGCAGCGACUGUGGCAAUUCAGACACAGAAAGGGACCAUGGUGCAACAAACGGAGACCAGCGAGGCGGAGAGUGGCAUGUCCAGGGAGGCUACGGACACCGAGGAAAAUGAAUUCAUGGCUUGCAGUCCCGUACCGAUUAACCCAGACUGGUGCAAGACUGCAACUGGACACAUUAAGAGACCAAUGAACGCUUUCAUGGUUUGGUCAAAAAUUGAGCGGAGAAAGAUUAUGGAACAGUCACCGGACAUGCAUAACGCCGAGAUAUCCAAGAGACUGGGAAAGCGUUGGAAAAUGCUGAAGGACAGUGAAAAGAUCCCCUUCAUCAGGGAAGCCGAAAGACUCCGGUUGAAACACAUGGCUGAUUAUCCAGAUUACAAAUACAGACCUAAGAAAAAACCAAAGCUCGACAGUUCAAAAACAUCAGCAUCUCCGGAAAAACCUUGCAACAAAAUAUCCAAGACAGCCGGUAAGAAAUGCUCUAAACUGAAGAGUAAAACCGGCUCCAAAUCAUCCCAUGCCUAUGGGGACGACUAUGUAUUUAAGAACUUAAAAGUUUCUAAGACUGUAAAGCAUGAACUCACUGAUGAUGACGAUGACGACGACUCCGAAGACGAUUUUCGGGUCCGGAUUAAGCAGGAGGACGAGGAGCAGAUGAGGCCGUACAGUGUAGCAAAAGUUCCCGCUAGCCCAACUUUGAGUUCAUCCGCCGAGUCUGAGGGGACCAGCAUGUACGAAGAAGUAAGGAACGCGGCACCCAACCGAAUGUUUUACAAUUUCAAGAACAUUACCAAGCAGAGCACAAUGUACCCUGCUUCCGUCUCACCAGCAUCAUCUAGGUCAGUUUCCACAUCUUCCAGCUCGAGCGAAGACGCGGACGACUUGCUUUUUGACUUCAGUUUAAAUUUCGCCCCCUCUGCUCAGAACUCCGAGCUGGGGAAUCAAAAUUCAGGAAAUCUCUCCCUCUCCUUGGUGGAUAAAGAUUUGGACUCGUUCAGUGAGGGUAGCCUGGGCUCUCACUUUGAAUUUCCAGACUAUUGUACGCCAGAGCUCAGCGAGAUGAUAGCCGGGGACUGGCUGGAAGCGAACUUUUCAGACUUGGUGUUCACAUACUAAAUUGAAAGAUCCCAUGUAAUAACAGAGAGGAAGAAAAGAAAUUAUAUGUCCUGUACAAGUUGUUUCUUACCCUGCCCUCUUCCGUGGUUUAUCUAGGGGUUUGGGGAGGAGGCGAAGUGAGGUUUGAUGAAUUAGAUGCUUAUGAAGCUGGUACUGUAGCAAAAAAAAAAGGAAAAAGUCUGCAGACGUUUUUCUGGCAGCAUGACAGGGUUUUAUGGAUUUUUCUGUAGGUCUACAAUUACUGCUCAACUAAAACGGACCACAAAGGGAAAAUCUGAGAACUUCUAUGCAUCUUACCCUCUUAAAACUGCAGGGAGCUGAAAACGUAAGACUGUGGACUGAUUCAAAACAAAUCUGUGAACUGACACUGUUCAGGAUGUUACUUCAAAACGGUUUUAUGUCAUUUCUAAAUGCCGCAAAAGUUUCUUUUUUGUAACUGAUUAUGUUUACCUAGUGGUUUGAAAAUAAGCAGCCUAAACCUCUCCAGAGUGCAGGUGUUGGAGGAAACAUUUUGAUACAUAACAGACCUCAUCUUUUUAAAUGAAAAGCAAACUAUUUUCAGGCAUAUUUUUGUACAGUUGAAAGGGAAUGUUCUUACUGUGCGUUCAGUGAGUUUCAGGCACUUCUUCCCUUUAUCAUUUGUUUUAGCAUGCAAGGGAGUCCUGGUUUCAAGGAUUAAGUUAAAUUAAAACUUGCAUUAAAAUGCCUUGUGAUUUUAAGCUAGGUUUUGUACAGUUGUAGAUCAGAUUUGUUGAGUAUUUGUAGAAGAUAUGGCAUUGGGUUGGGAAGGCAUACCUCAGUGCUGGUACUAGUUUCAAGAUUGUAUAUGUACUGUAAUAUAGUAAAGUUAGGAGUUUAUGUAUAUCAUACUCGUGAUAUGUGGAUGGGUCCCAGAUCGCAGGUGUGAAACUGGAUUUUUUUUUUUAUUUUCCUUUUGGUUAUUUUUUUAUGGCACAUACUGUUCCCCCCCUCAUUUUUGUGCAAUAUAUUUACUCUUAAAAUGCAGACCAUCUACAUUUUUUGUAGCAGAUGAUGGAUCAACAGACUCGUGCACUAUCAACAUCAUUAACUGUCAUGAUGCUGAAGUCUGUCUUGGCAAAAAUAAAUAAAUCAGCUGGAACUGAUAGAAAACUGAAAAAAUAUGGCCGUCUGGUGUGAUGCAUUACUGAGGAGAAUAACCCAGUUACUAUCUCAAUCUGACCCCCAAGGCUGGACAUUGGAUACUUUCAAACUAAAGAGAGAAAUUGACCCCAAAUAAAGUGCCAAAAUAGGCAAGUAUUAAAUGUGGGUGGUCCUGCAGAUUAUUUUCAAGCAAAAAAGUACAUUCCACACUCUUGUUUCAUAAAAUGGAACGUUUUAUUUUGAACUUAAGACUGCCUUCUUUUCUAAAAAACAAACAAACCAUAAACCUGUAUUUUGUUUCUUGCACUUAAACAGAUUUUGUUUAUUUUUAUGUGGGUCUUACAUAUGAAGUCUGUUUUGAAUACAUAGUUUGGAAUAUGACUUACAACUAUAUGCCAGUGAAAGGUUUCAAAGACAUGGCAGUAGUUACCUCACAUUCCAAGUGUGAAUCUUUGACUCAUCUUUUAAUAAACAAAUACAUACCACCAUCCACUGUUCUUUCAAUUUCUGAAUGAAAGUCAACAUGAUGGCCAGUCUAAGUUUAAAAACCAGUGCUUGUAUGGAUAGCUAUAUUCACAUUGGGCACACAUGUCUUAUGUUGGAUUUAAGUGGAAUUUGUUUUUAUCUCAACUGAUUUCUCAAUGAUUUCAAUUGUAAUAUAUUAGAACAGUGCAUGCAGGGCCAAUAAACAAUUUUUA